Sorex araneus (European shrew) is the source of this 1992-nucleotide messenger RNA. It is a transcript of the gene APOBR, whose product is annotated as apolipoprotein B receptor. Gene Ontology annotation, cellular component: membrane. The coding region runs from base 1 to 1719 and encodes 572 amino acids. Gene Ontology annotation, biological process: lipid transport; triglyceride metabolic process. The transcript is spliced from 7 exons. Gene Ontology annotation, molecular function: very-low-density lipoprotein particle receptor activity. The record is from RefSeq and is a predicted model, not a curated record. Lineage: Eukaryota; Metazoa; Chordata; Mammalia; Eulipotyphla; Soricidae.
AUGGAUUUCCUCCGACUACAUCUCCCGGGGCUGCAUCAGGCCUUGAGGGGGGCGCUGGACUCCCUGAGCACCUUUAUCUCCUACCUGAUGGGAGAUGAGGUUCCCACUGCCGGAAGGAGCGAGGGGACGGGAGAGGCGGCUGCAGGGAAGCGGGGCAAGAUUGUGGAGGAGGAAGCCCAGGAGGCUCUGGAAGGUCUUGGAUGUAGCCAGAGCCAGGGGGAGGGAGAGCCGGGAGGGCCCGAAGAGCCUGGGAGAUGCCAGGAGGGCGAUUCCGCUGCAGAACAGACCCGGGGCCGGGGAGAAGGCGAGUCCCACGGGGCCCAAGCAGACAGGCAGGACACUGGGGCCCAGGAGGCAGCCAAGGCAUCCGGGUGCCAGAAGCUGAGUGCCCCCUUGGAGGUCCUGAAGGAUUCUGAGGCCGAGUCCGGGGCUGAGCGAGACGGGAGCAGCCAGGUGUCUAGGGAGCGGGAAGCGAAGAGAGGAGAGACACCCAGAACCUGGGAGGAGGAAGAGGCCUGGCCAGGAGGGCCAGGGCUGGCUGGAGGGGUGGAGUCAGAGUGGGCCUGGCACAGGGAGCCUGAGGGGAAAGGCUGUGCUGACAGCCCGAGGGUGCCAGGGGAGGGCCCGGAGUCGGAGCAGGCAGGCGCAGAGGAGGGCUGGAUAAAAGCAGGUAGGGAGGAGCUCGGGACCUCCUCAGACAGGGAGGAGAUCUGGAUAGCAACGGGCACGCAGGAGGAUGGGACAGCCUCAGGAGAAGAGAAGGGCAGGGCGGCCUCAGGAGGGGAAGAGACCAGGACAACCUCGGGAGGGGAAGAGGCCUGGACAGCCGCAGGCCCGGAGGAGGCCUGCACAGAUUCGGGUGGGGAGGAGGCCGGGAGAACCUCAGACAUAGAGGAGGCCUGCACAACCUCCAGCAGGGAAGAAACCUGUACAGCCUCGGGCAUAGUGGAGGCCUGUGCAGCCUCAGGCAGGGAGGAGGCCUGUACAGCCUUGGGCAGGGAGGAGGCCUGGAUCAAUCCAAGGGAGCCGGAGGGUGAGGCUGAUGCGGAGGCCGCCCCCGGGGCCCAGCCCGAGACGCCCCCAGGGGAGAGGAGUGAGGAGGAGGCAGGGGCAGACCAGCCAGUGCUUCCCGAGACCCCUGAAAACCAGCCCCCUGAGCUGAUGCGAGGGGAGGAGGGGGAAGGGAGCCCCGAACGAAGAGCCCCGGAGGCCGAGGAGAUGACCUGGACGGCGCACGCUGAGGCCGCUGACCCCCAAGACCCAGAGGACGCGGGGGUCCAAGAGGACGAAGGCCCAUGGCAGCGCUCAGAGGCCGUGCCCGGGCCCCGGGGGGAGGCCGAGGGCUGUGCAGAAGGAGAUGAAGCUCACGGCUGCUGGACUGAGGCCCUGCUCCCCGCAUCCCGCCUGGAUGUGUCGGUGUCCCGGAGCCGGGCUCUGCUCUCCCGCAACGCCUCCCAGCGCCGCUCCCGGCCCUCUUUCCGCCGGCCCCCUGCCCAGGAGACGCAGGGGGAACCUCCCAGCCCCCCACGGCAGGAGGGGGACUCUGUCCCCCAGCAGAGCCUUCUGCAGCUUGAGGAGCCCCCACAGCCAAGUGCCCCGAGGCCUGAAGGGACCCCCGUGCCCGCGAGGAGGAGGCCGCUGGGACAGGGGUUCGGCCUGGCACACCCGGGCAUGAUGCAGGAGCUGCAGGCCAGGCUGGGCCAGCCAAAGCCCCAGUGAUGGGAGCGGAGACCCUGGACACAGGCCCAAGUGACUGUCAGGCCCUGAGUGGACCCACCUCGGUGCCCUCCCUCUGCCGCUUGGACACACUCUCUCCAGCCUCCCGCUAGCUCUCGAGUGGGGGGGCCACGGAGCGGAGCCCAGCCCCUGCUGGAACCAUGGACGCUGGAAGCCUGGUCAUCCCCCCGUGGGGACUGUCUCUCUCCACUUCCCCCACCUGUCUCAGAAGGACCCAGAGGGGAGUUGUCUUCACAGCCUCCCCCUCGCUCUCUA